GAAGGAAGGAAGGAAGGAAGGAAGGAAGGAAGGAAGGAAGGAAGGAAGGAAGGAAGGAAGGAAGGAAGGUAGGCCGCCCUUCCCAGGUGACUUAUCACAAAAAUUCAUAGUUAAAAUUAGCAAUCAGUUCCCAGUAGUGCCAUAAAAUCAAUUCUGAAUGAAUCAAGGGAGAUAGGAAAAAUGGAGAAUGGGAAAGAACAAGAAGAAAGGGGAAAGAGGGGAAAGGAAGAGGGCAAAGAUAUAAAGGGAGGCCAGCAAUGUUGGACUGCCUUUGCUGCCCUCAACCAUAGGCCUGCUGGAAUACCUCUGUCUUCCAAGUCCUGUGGAACUAUGAUAGGUUCUCGUUGGGAAACUAAAAGAACCACUUUUGUCUGAUUCCAGAGGGGGAGCUGUGUUAGUGCCCUGCAGCCGGAACCUGAUGUACGGAAGGCUCCUGUAUGAGGGCAUAAUCUUUCAUGAAUCAGAGCCUGCUUUAUUCAGACGUGCCAAGAAGCACGGGCUCUGGCUCGUGACGCAGCCACGUUCGUUUUUCAGGUGCCGCAAGAUUCUUCCUUGUUUUGACAUGGACUCUUGCUUGUUUUCCUCUCUCUUUCCCCUGCAGGUUUGUAUGCAGCUUAGUUUACUACGGUCUUACUCUCAAUGCGGGUGACCUGGGAGGCAGCAUCUAUGCCAAUCUCGCUCUUUCUGGGCUGAUAGAGAUCCCUGCCUACCCGCUCUGCAUCUACUUGAUUAAUCAAAAAUGGUUUGGCCGGAAACGGACCCUUGCAGCGUUUUUGUGCCUGGGAGGACUGGCCUCUCUCGUUGUCAUGUUUCUUCCUGAAAAGAAAGCUGCAGGAGUGUUUGCUUUUGUAAACAGCCGGUCCUUGUCUUUACUGGGAAAGCUGACCAUCAGUUCUGCAUUUAACAUUGUGUACAUCUACACGUCAGAACUCUACCCUACUGUGAUUAGGAACGUCGGAAUGGGUGCCUGUUCCAUGUUCUCCCGAAUCGGAGGGAUUAUUGCUCCUUUCGUUCCAGCUCUGAGAUCUGUGCAGUGGUCUCUGCCUUACGUCGUGUUUGGAGUGAUGGGCUUGCUGUCGGGCUUGCUGAGUCUCUUGUUGCCCGAGACCUUAAACAGCCCGUUGCUGGAGACGAUAUCGGACCUGCAGGUUUGCUCUUAUCGGAGGCUGGGCAGUGAAGCUGUGGCCCUGCAGACGCUGGAGGGCUCCCGGUCUGACCAAGAAAGCUCGGCGGGAAGCGACAGCGAAGACGAAGAGUUCUACGAUGCAGAUGAAGAGACUCAAAUGAUCACGUGACGAUCGAGAAAACACCUCCGUUUAGUCACCGCCUUUUAAAACUCUGGUCAGCCUCACCUGAACAAAUGUAAACGUGGAUAACAAUGGAAGUGGGCGGAAAAGACUUGGAGUGGCACCAUUCCGCCUGCAUCAGGAGAGAAACAGAAUCUAUCCCUCACUGAUGCCUGCUCUGUCAGACGGAAACCCACCCCAGUUCUGGGCGAUGUCGGAAAUGCAGCGGGCGCAGGAUAGGACACUAUUUGUGAAACCUAACAAUUGUAGCCAGAUUU
This is a messenger RNA of Sphaerodactylus townsendi, 1564 nucleotides long. Its product is annotated as solute carrier family 22 member 15-like. NCBI's taxonomy places the organism in Eukaryota, Metazoa, Chordata, Lepidosauria, Squamata, Sphaerodactylidae. The transcript is spliced from 6 exons. Gene Ontology annotation, molecular function: transmembrane transporter activity. The coding region runs from base 807 to 1295 and encodes 162 amino acids. The record is from RefSeq and is a predicted model, not a curated record.